Cynara cardunculus var. scolymus (artichoke) is the source of this 1754-nucleotide messenger RNA. RefSeq lists its product as uncharacterized. NCBI's taxonomy places the organism in Eukaryota, Viridiplantae, Streptophyta, Magnoliopsida, Asterales, Asteraceae. The transcript is spliced from 13 exons. The coding region runs from base 1 to 1455 and encodes 484 amino acids. The record is from RefSeq and is a predicted model, not a curated record.
AUGGAUGACGACCUCCAAUUCCCCUUUUUUUCUUCUUAUUCUAUAUAUAGAAUUACAAACCAUACAUACAAAUGGCAUCCUUACACAACAUCUGCACUUCGAAGAACCGCUAGUUUAUACUUCAUCACCGUCCAAUUCGAAUCCGAAUUCGCCGUUUCUACUUCUUCUACCUGUUCUUCGUCGUGUUGCCAGGGAUUUUCCAACUGUUUUGUUUUAUUGAUCAAGAGGAAAGACGUUGCAAACUUUUUGGUGGAAAUUAUCAAGGGCAUAAACAGCCUUUGGAAACAUCAUAUCCAUAGAGCUCAAGCUAUGACCAUAACUAAGGGGAAUAUUGCAUCUUCAAGGUGUGCCAAUGGUGUAAAAGAUGAGCCAGAUCAUCUUCUUGUCCUUGUUCAUGGAAUUUAUGCGAGCCCCAGUGACUGGAGAUACGUAGAAGCAGAGCUAAAACGAAGUUUAGGGAGACACUUUUUGAUUUAUGCAAGUUCAUCCAACACUUACUCUAAAACCCUUGCUGGAAUUGAUGGGGCUGGAAAAAGGUUGGCGGAUGAAGUCAAGCAAAUUGUGAAGAGUACAGAGGGCCUUAAGAGGAUAUCAUUUUUAGCCCAUUCACUUGGUGGUUUAAUUGCGAGACAUGCAGCUGGUGUUCUUUAUACCCGUAAUGCCUCAAGUACAGAUAAAUCUGAUUAUAGAAAAGAUUCUACAUUGAAUGCUUCAUGUAAUGGAACGAUCGCUGGAUUGGAGGCAAUCAAUUUUAUAACCUUGGCAACACCUCAUUUGGGAGUUAGAGGGAACAAGCAGCUUCCAUUUCUUCUGGGUGUUCCCAUCUUAGAGAAAAUUGCCGCCCCAAUUGCUCCCAUCUUUGUUGGACGAACUGGUAGUCAGCUGUUCCUCACUGAUGGUAAACCCAACAAACCACCUCUGCUUUUGAGAAUGACAACAGAUUGUGAAGAGGGAAAUUUUUUAUCUGCCCUUGGUGCAUUUAGAUACCGUAUUUUGUAUGCCAAUGCCUCCUAUGAUCAUUUGGUUGGUCGGCGGACAUCCUCAAUCAGAAGGGAGUCUGAGCUCGUUAAGCCCCCUUUGGAAUCAUUGGAUGGCUAUAAACAUGUUGUAGAUGUGGAGAUAUGCCCUCCGGUAUUAUCUGCAGGUUCCAAGUUUCCUCCUGAAGCAGCAAGAGCAAAAGAAGCAGCCCAAACUGUACCUAAUACCCAAAAUACAGCUGAAUAUCAUGAAAUCAUGGAAGAGGAAAUGAUUCGCGGGUUACAACAGUUGGGAUGGAAAAAAGUCGAUGUCAGUUUCCACACCUCAUUUUGGCCCUUCUUCGCUCAUAACAACAUCCAUGUGAAAGAUGAAUGGUUCCAUAAAGCUGGAGCUGGAGUAGUUUCUCAUGUUGCUGAUAGCAUUAAGCAGCAAGAAAAGCAACAUCAAUCUGCUUCAUUCAUCUCUGCGAAUUUGUAGCUAUGGAAGUGUAUGUGAAUGUUUGAAUCAUACCAUUCAUGCGAUAUAUGUGCAUAUACAUAUUACAAUGUAUAUGUAUGUAUGUAUGUGUAUCGAGUUUUUCAUAUAUGACUGUCUCUCUUCAACACACCUUUCACAAGAACGGGUUUUCACGGGAACAUUUGAGGGCAGCAUAUAUUUUACCGCAUACCUAGGGAUGUUAACGAUUCGAGCCAUUCAAGCAUACGCUUAUUCGAGCCAAACAUGUUAAUGUAUCCAUAAAUUAUACGACCAAAAUAUAUAAAUUAUCAAGUUCUCGA